AGAAAAUAAUUUAUGUGCAUACUGUUUUAUCUAGACUUUUUUUUUACACAAGCACUGGAUAAACUAUCAUAAUUAGUUUUUGCAAGACAGCCAGUGGUUACCACUGAGAAUAAUGUUAACCAGGGGCGGACUGACCAUUUGGAAACUCAGGCACUGCCCGAGGGCCCGGGAUGCCCCUGGUACCUUUUUCAUAGGCUUUUUUGAGUUGGGCAAGGACACAGGGGCCCCAUGAUCCCCUAUUGCCCGAGGG
Messenger RNA from Staurois parvus, 250 nucleotides. The record is from the annotation of a GenBank genome assembly. Lineage: Eukaryota; Metazoa; Chordata; Amphibia; Anura; Ranidae.